GCCCAAGCGACGAGCACAAGCCCAAUGCUAAUACCGCUCAGUAAUGUACAUACCUUACCACCGACAGUCCCGCUCACGAAGAAAUCGAGUUAUCGCGGCACGACUCCUCGCGUCUCAAGGACCGCGACUAGUUCUUGAGCAUUGUUCCCAGAGCCGCUCCGAGCCAAUCUAGAUUACACCUGGUUAUAGACCUGUCACUUCGCAAGAAGACAUCGAGUCUCUUCCGCAGCUUGAAAACCCGGUGCUGUCAUUGCACCUCGCGGGUGUUCGCACAGAGGUCACGCAGCCAGCCGACGUGCUCUUGCGCCUCUGUAAUCCACCUAGACAUCAAGUUGCUCAAGGGCUGACCUGUGAAUUGCACAGCCGAACAUCUACCUGAGGGCGUCUGCGACACCAGUGCAGCGGGCAGCCGUUGUUCGGCUUUGUCAAGCUUUGGAGUCCGCAUUCUGCGCUAGUGGGCGCUGAGCACACUGCCCGCACGCGCAGCAUCUAGAAUGUCAUCCCUUUUAUCAGCUGGCACUGGCUCGACUUCCACGCCCGUGAGCCUAGCAAAACUCAGCGCAGCACGAUUGGCCAACCGUUUCGUGGAGCUGGGCAAGGUCCCUCGCGACCAGCGGUGCUGCGAGUCGCCAGCGCUAGAUGACUCGUAUCGCUAUGCAAAACGGGCGAGGACAAGUGGAUGCGGCCAGCAACUGGAGGUGUUUGACUCGACACGCGGCGAAGCCCAGGCGUCAGGCGCGCCCAGUCACUCGAGAGGCAGCAGCUACGUUUUUGCGGCGCAGCCGGCGAGUGUCUGGUCAGCGUGGGCAUCAGCCAGCAACCCUGACAGCAGCUGCGGCAUGAGCCCGGAGCGAGGGGGCCGCGCGUGUCAUCCGUUUCCGCAUACGAUGACCGUUUCCUCGGCUGUCAACCUCGCACCGGGGCAGCUGCCUGGCACCAGCCCGGAAGGCCGAAGUGGUGUGGCCCUGUGCGGCGGUUGUGCAUCGGUGGGCGGGGCAACCGCGCGAAGCAGCUGGCGCUUUGCUGGCAGCGCCCCCACCUUGUCGACAUGUCGUGACGAGGAACCCCUGCCGCCGGCACAUCACAGACCGUUGCGCGUGCCAGCGUGCCAGCCCCCGCUCAUCAGCCUUCCGGCGGCGUUGCAGCCCUCUUCGCAUGGCAGCAGCUGCUGCGCCAUGGGAGCAGCUGCCGGUGGCGUCGUGCGGCUGUCAGCGGCACAGCUAGCCGCCCUUACGUGCAGCAGUGAGGCCGCCUUGCGCCGGAGCCUGGAGGCGAGCCAUCAGUCGUUUCUGCAACACCAGCAGCAGCAUUCCGCCUCUGUUGUAGCGCAGGCAUGGUCCCGGCGACCGCUGCUGCUUGGUCCCUCCGCAGGUGCCUCGGCCAGUGACAGCUUUCCCUUCGCCCGUGCCAGCUCCCACAGUAGCAGCGACUUCGGCAGCUGCUGUGUCGCGUCGGGUUGCAACGACAGCUGUGACGUCGCUAGCGCCAGCCGCCGCACUUUUGGCAACACGACCUAUGAUUGCGGUGGCGGCAGCAGGGGCAGCAGCCCGCUGCCUGUGGCGCCACCGACACCGACCCAGCUACGUGACUUGGCCCCCCGCGAGUGCAUUCUGCUCACAUGCCGCGGUCUGUGCCUGUCGGCGGACACCACUGGCCGCCUGGCGCUGCACAUAUGGACUCGGGUAGAACCGCUGGCGCGCCUGUUGCUGUCUGUGCGGCCAGACGCCACCGCCGCCGCUGCCCCGCUGGCUGUCUACGGCUGUCGGGGCGCUGGUGCUGCGGCCGCGGGGCUGCAGGUGUAUGCCGUGGCGGCUGUGUGGGUGGCAGCGAAGCUUGAGGAGCGGCGUCAGGAGGUGCCGGGCAGUGGCGCGCUAGCGGUGGCCGCGCGCAGCAGCCCCGCGGCCCUGGCGGCAGCUGAGCUGCGCAUUCUGCAGUGGUGCGACUGGGCCCCGUACACUGGGUUUGUGCCUGACGAGUCCCACCUGCUGGUGUGGGCACCCUGAUGAAUUGGAAGCGUGCCAAGCGGUCUAGCCGGCCAACGUUCCGCCGGCAUCUUUGUCAAGGCCAUCAAGGCCACUGAUGGGGUCUAAGCAGUGAGGAUGUCAGAAUCAAUGCUUUCGGAUGGAGUGACGACUUAACAUUGGACGGAUACCAUACUUACUGCAUAAAGCACUUGAACCGCGCUUACGCAUGUGAUGACUGAUUGACCCAUCGCGCAUGAGCGCCUGUUUUGUUCCAGGAACUAUGUCUUAAUAGAUUUCUCAAAAGCCACUACACCAGACGAGAAUCACACGCGGCGGCCUUGCACCUGCCCUUCUCCUCGUUGAUGUGUCUUGGGCGCGCGUUUGUGUGCGGUUUUUGAAUAGUGUGGACGUGACCGGCACCCUGACAGUGCACCUCCUCCCUGACACCUGGCUGUGUAAACCCCAGGUGGCCAGGUCCCAACAUCAACCAUACUGAAGAAGUAUUGAACUGCGAUCAGUGAACUUUUGCUCUGUUUUUGCCAAUAUGGUCAGGCAAAACACGAUUUGGGGUUUGUGGAAUGCUGAAUGCUGUGCAUUAUGAGUGCUAGUUUCUGAAAUGUUACUGAAGAUGGAUGAUCAGGUCGCUGAGGGCCACCCCGCCCAGGUCCAGGUUGUUUUUCCAUAUCUUCACUCCGGGACCUCAGCCCAAAACAUGUGCACGCUAUGCAACAGGCUGACGUACAUUAGCGGAGUUGCAAGAUUGAAAGGUUAGGUAGAGGUAGGCGGUGGCAGGGCCUACAGCACUAGCCCAAGGCAUAGAGUACGCUGUUGGCGUCGCAGGGCAGCAGAUGGCACGCCCCUGAGGUCUACAGCAGGGCAUAUGUCUGUAGUACUGCCGCUGUGCGUCAGGACGUGUUCGCUGGCUUGGGAGCUGCGUCAGCAGGUCCCUCGUGUUACCACUUCGUGGUAUGCGUGGUGAGGGUGCAUUAUAAUGGUAGGUCAUACGGUACAUUGGAGUAACGCUGUGAGAUGGAUGACUGUACUGCAUGCGGUCAGUUGUGCAUUGAUCUGUUGUGUACGGUAUCCAAGCAGUUCCCGCGUGGGAUCACCAGUGGGAUGACACCGUAGCUGUUGAGGUACCGGUGCAAGAUUGGUGGGUUGCACAUGGUACAUGCAGAUCCCUCAUACGGUGUAGACAAGCCACCAGAUGCGGAGAAAAGAUCGAACACCUGAAGCGACUUUUGGAUGCGGCCAGACGUAGCUGCUGAAGGCUACAAUCGUGCGUGGCGUGGGUCAUGCAGAUUACGGUAGACAUACAGCGGGUACAGCGGGAAUCCUCUUACAUCAUAAACUGUGACGCGGUAAACCCCAUAAGCAUU
This is a messenger RNA of Chlamydomonas reinhardtii, 3343 nucleotides long. RefSeq lists its product as uncharacterized. Bases 495 to 2003 code for a protein of 502 amino acids. NCBI's taxonomy places the organism in Eukaryota, Viridiplantae, Chlorophyta, Chlorophyceae, Chlamydomonadales, Chlamydomonadaceae. The record is from RefSeq and is a predicted model, not a curated record. The transcript has 2 exons.